Molecule: messenger RNA, 7653 nt
Organism: Nylanderia fulva
Lineage: Eukaryota; Metazoa; Arthropoda; Insecta; Hymenoptera; Formicidae
Gene: obe
Product: activating signal cointegrator 1 complex subunit obelus
Molecular function (GO): ATP hydrolysis activity; nucleic acid binding; ATP binding
Source: RefSeq, a predicted model, not a curated record
CUUAUUGUUGUUAGAAGACGAUUCUUGGACCGAUCCGGGCGUCGCGUUGAUCUAAUCAAUCAGUCUCGAACCAAGACCUCGGUCGCAUUCGUCGAAUCCUCGCAAAGUGAGCGGUGGGAAAGAAGCAGAGGGAUGCUCCCGGACGUCGUGUCGCACGUACACGUCUAUAUAUGUAUAUAUAUAUAUAUAUGUUGCGUGCGUUUGUUUUCUGCAAAAAAAAUCGCGAGAAUCAACGGGAGGACGCCGCGCUACUCCCGAUAUCCCCGGACAUUUUUCCUGACGACGCGAAGACGAACGCCCGGAGAUAGGAUUCGACCUAGCAGCCGAGUCUGCGUCAUUUGCGACGAUGCUGCGAGCCCGGGCAACCGCGCGACGUCGACGACGACGACGGUGACGAGGACGACGACGACGAUCUCAUUCCAAAUGGACAGCGUUCAUCCGCGAGUCCCCGAUCACAGCAGUCGACACAACACGUUCAUCACCAUUCACCACCACCACCGCCACCACCGCCGAGCGAUCGUCCCGUGAAAACACCGCAGCAAAGACAUUCCUCGUGUCUCGGGAUGUCACCGACCUGGGGAAAAAACAGCGCCACCCUCAGGCUCCGUUUACACGGAUCUAGGAUUAUUUUGUUUAUUGACACUUGUGAUUAGUUGCGAGGAGAAAAUAAAUAUGGCGUGAUCACAAAUACUGACAAAUAAUUUAGAUUCAGUUGAGAUCAAGAGCGUAUGCACACCAAUCAAAUUCACGAAUUUGAUGACAGUUGCUAAACUGCUUUUUCUGAUGAACGCAGCCAUAGAAAGCGAACUUUACGCGAUAACGUUUAACGGCGCAUGACAGUUGCGAGAGUGCGUUCAACUGUGGUGUUAGGUUAUCCGGUAGUGCUAUGGAAAGCACUUUACGAGGAGUUCAUUGUUUCUAUAUUGUUUCGAUAAUUGACGAUCACCGUCUUUGUUACGAAGUCUGUCAUUGAAAUUCCUUUUCGGUACACAAUGCCGAAAUUAGCGCGUAUUACUAGAUCCUUGCGCAUGUUUACUUCUCUAGAGCGCAGAGAAGGAGCAUUAGAUCUUGAUCCAAAUGAUUUAAUAAGAAAAAGACAAGAAAGACAAGAACGAGCAAAAGAAUUAAAAAGCACUCUUGAUUGGCAUGACAUAUGCAAAAGUGCAUCUGAUAAUCUUAUAAUACACUUACUAGAAUUGAAGAAUAUUGUGCAACAAGUUUUAGUUGCCGCCCCUUCAGAUGUUGUAAAUGAAUUUACAGUUUAUGCAUUACGUGUAUUAAUCGACAUCGAAGAUUUUACGCGAAAAGAAUAUGAUAUACUUGGGCAAAAAGCAGGACAUCUGACAUAUCAAUCUGCACAGAAAAUAAUGCGAAUAGUCACAAACAUUCAAAAGCAAUGUUAUGAGGAAGUUAUAACAUUAUUAUCAGAAGAAUCUAAAGAAAAUGUGGACGGUUUCAAUCCACGUAUUUUUGGUGCAAAUAUUCCUUAUAAUCAAGCAAAAGUUUUAUGGCCUGACACCAGUGGACUUCACAAUAUGUCUACACAAGGGAUAAAUUCAAGUACUGAUAAAUUUACAAUGAUGAUACAUGACACAACAUCUUCAAUACAGAAGAAAUCUGUAUUUGACAAAGCAACAUUUACAAAAGAAUUAAAAAAUUGUUGCAAAGAUGUUGCAAUGUCAUACCAGGAUUUUGCAAUGGCAAUAGUGGAAAAGUUGAAAAACUCCCAGAAUAUACAAGCUGAAUUAUUUGAUAUGUUAGGCUGCGAACAUCUAGAAUUUAUUGAAUACAUUAUUGAACAUGAGAAAGCCAUCAUAUCGACAUAUCCGUGUUCAAAAAUACCCAAGAGACCACAGACAACUGCACAGGGACCCAUAAUUAGUGGUCAAGUAAUUGUACAAUCCGAAAUGGAAAAGCAGUUAUGUAAACAAGUUCGUAAAGAAGAGAAAAAACUAACAAAAAUGGCAAACAAACGAGACGUCAAGUCGGAGACUGAGGAAACUGAAUUUAUUCCACUGCAACUGCGACUUAAGAGACAAGAAGCAUUGACAGCUAUGCACGCACCGUUGUUUCCUAAAAAAUAUACACUGGAGAGAGGCAUGCAGGAACAAUAUCCAUUUGUAUUUGAUUCUAAAGCUAAUGCUACAGCGGGUUUUGUGUCAGGACAAAAGUUAUUGCUAGCGGAAGAUGUUAAGAGAUGUAGUAGUGACCUCUGCGAGGAAGUGCACAUACCAGCACCAAAAAAAGAUGAUGUUAACAUUAACAUAGAUAUUGUAUUAACAUCUUCUUUGGACGAAAUUGGUCAACUGGCUUUUAACGGCAUAAUGUCAUUAAACAAAAUUCAAAGUAUAGUUUUUAAUGCGGCAUACAACACCAACGAGAACCUAUUAAUUUGCGCGCCGACUGGAGCCGGAAAGACAAACGUGGCAAUGUUGACUGUGGUGCAUCAAUUGAAGCAAAAUAUUCAGGAUGGACAAUUACAGAAGGGUCAAUUCAAAAUAAUUUAUAUCGCGCCUAUGAAAGCUUUGGCGGCGGAAAUGACAGCCAAUUUUAACAAGAGACUCGGCCCUCUGGGCGUCUGCGUUCGCGAGUUAACCGGCGAUAUGCAACUGACGAAACAGGAGAUCCAACAGACUCAAAUGAUAGUGACCACGCCGGAAAAAUGGGACGUCGUUACGAGAAAAGGUACGGGCGAUAUCUCCCUCACCAGUAUUGUGAGAUUGUUAAUCAUUGACGAGGUGCAUCUGCUGCAUGGUGACCGGGGACCCGUGGUGGAAGCCCUGGUCGCGAGAACUCUGCGUCAGGUGGAAUCAUCGCAAAGCAUGAUCAGGAUAGUCGGCCUGUCAGCCACGUUGCCGAAUUAUGUGGACGUUGCGCGAUUUCUCCGCGUCAAUCCUAGGAAAGGACUAUUCUACUUUGAUUAUCGGUUCCGGCCGGUGCCUCUCAGUCAGACUUUUAUUGGCGUGAAAGCUGUCAAACCGAUGCAACAAAUGAACGAUAUGGAUCUCGUGUGUUACAACAAUGUUAUAGACAUGGUACGUCAAGGUCAUCAAGUCAUGGUAUUCGUGCACGCGCGAAACGCCACCGUGAAAACGGCGAAUGUUCUAAAAGAACUAGCAAUGAAGAACGACACGCUUAAAUACUUUCUAUCCGAUGGACAAGCGAAGCACAUGAACAAGGCCUUUGCCAAAUCGCCUAACAAAUGGCUCGGUGAAUUGUUUAACAGCGGAUUAUCGAUACAUCACGCCGGCUUGUUGCGCUCGGAUAGGAAUUUGGUCGAGAAAUACUUCGCCGACGGUCUGAUUAAAGUGCUGGUAUGCACCGCCACGUUGGCGUGGGGCGUAAAUCUGCCUGCUCAUGCAGUUAUUAUACGAGGAACCGAAAUCUACGAUUCGAAGCAUGGUUCGUUCGUGGACCUGGGCAUACUAGAUGUCUUACAGAUCUUUGGCCGCGCUGGGAGGCCGCAAUUCGACACAUCGGGUCAUGCUGUCAUUAUCACGUCGUACAAUAAGUUGUCUCACUAUCUGUCGCUGUUGACGAAUCAAAUACCGAUCGAGAGCAGCUUUAUCACGUACCUGGCCGAUAAUUUAAACGCCGAGGUAGCGUUAGGGACCAUAUCGAAUGUGCCAGAAGCCGUGGAAUGGUUGAGCUAUACUUAUUUAUUCGUACGAAUGAAAAUAAACUUUCAGACAUAUGGCAUGGUUUAUCAAACUCUCUUGGACGAUCCCAAUCUCGAAAAGAAACGAAAGGAGCUGGUGGAUGUCGCCGCGAAGGCGUUGGACAAAGCACAGAUGAUCAGAUACGAUUUGCGCACCGGUGACCUCAGCGCGACCGACUUGGGGCGUAUCGCGAGCCACUAUUACCUCAAGUACGACACGAUUGAGAUAUUUAACGAACUACAAAAAGAUAUCAUGACCGAAGGAGAUAUUCUGGCAAUGAUCACGCGCGCUCAGGAAUUCAACCAGCUCAAGGUACGGGAAGACGAGAUGAAGGAGCUGGACGAGCUGAUGGAACGAUGCGAAAUCGUACCACAAGGCGGCGUGGAGAAUGUCCACGGCAAGGUCAAUAUAUUACUGCAGACGUAUCUGUCCAGAAUUCGCGUGAGCACAGUGUCAUUGAUAUCGGAUCAAGCAUACGUCACACAAAAUACCGUACGAAUAACCAGGGCACUAUUCGAGAUUAUGCUCAGACGAAACAAUCCGAUAAUGGCUGGACGACUGCUGGAGAUGGCGAAGAUGUUCGAGGCUCAACAAUGGAAUUUCUUGACGCCGUUGCGUCAAUUUGACUGCCUGUCUAUGGAGGUCAUCGACAAGAUCGAGCAGCGAAAUUUCUUGCUCUAUCAAUUACAGGAAAUGGACGUGAAGGAAGUUGGCAAUAUCUUGCGAGAUCAACGGGCAGCGAUACUAGUGAAAAAGUGCUGCGAAGAAUUGCCCGCAUUGGACAUAGAAUACAGUUUACAACCUAUUACGCGCACCAUUCUGAGGAUACGGUUAACCCUGAUUCCACAGUUUCGUUGGAACGACAAGAUUCAUGGAAAAAGUUCGCAGGCCUUCUGGAUAUGGAUCGAGGACCCGGAUAAUAAUUUCAUUUAUCAUCACGAGUACUUUAUACUGACGAAGAAGAUGGUCUGCCAGCAUCUCGACCAGGAACUCGUGAUCACUAUACCGUUGUCCGAGCCACUACCAACUCAGUAUCUUGUAAAAGCCACGAGUGAUCACUGGCUCAGUUGCGAGAUCACAAUUCCUUUGUCCUUUCAUGAUCUCAUCUUGCCGGAGACUCAUCCGCCGCACACAAAUCUAUUGAAAUUGCAACCAUUAGCGAUAACUGCUUUGAAGGAUUCGAAGUUCGAGAGUCUAUACAACUUUACUCACUUCAAUCCGAUACAAACGCAGAUCUUUCAUUGUUUGUAUCACACCGACAACAACGUUCUACUCGGUGCGCCGACAGGUUCGGGUAAAACAAUUGCGGCAGAGAUUGCCAUGUUCCGUGUCUUCAAGCAAUAUCCCGAUCAGAAAGUCAUUUACAUUGCGCCUUUGAAAGCUCUGGUUAGAGAACGCAUCAAUGAUUGGAAGGUACGACUGGAGGAACGUCUAGGGAAGAAAGUGGUAGAGUUGACCGGAGAUGUGUCGCCCGACAUCAAAAUCAUAGCAGGUGCAAAUGUGAUUGUCACCACACCUGAGAAGUGGGACGGCAUCAGUCGAAGCUGGCAGACGCGCAGCUACGUGAAGAAAGUGGCACUCAUAGUGAUCGACGAAAUCCAUCUGCUGGGCGAGGAUCGCGGCCCAGUGCUCGAGGUGAUCGUCUCUCGGACCAACUUUAUAUCGUCGCACACGCAGAAAAAGGUCCGAAUCGUCGGACUCUCAACUGCGUUGGCCAACGCGAUAGACCUGGCCAAUUGGCUCGACAUCAACGAAAUGGGCCUCUACAAUUUCCGGCCGUCCGUGAGACCCGUGCCGCUGGAGGUUCAUAUCAGCGGAUUCCCUGGCAAACAUUAUUGUCCGCGAAUGGCGACCAUGAAUAGACCAACUUUCCAGGCGAUCAGGCAACACGCACCCACCAGUCCUUCUCUCGUAUUUGUAUCUUCUCGCAGACAGACGCGUUUGACCGCUCUGGAUCUAAUCGCUUAUCUUGCAGCGGAGGAUAAUCCCAAGCAAUGGUUGCACAUGUUGGAGGAACAGAUGAGCAACAUUCUGGAGAACAUAAAGGACUCGAAUCUGAAGUUGACGCUCGCAUUCGGAAUCGGUCUUCAUCAUGCCGGUCUUCAAGACAGGGACAAGAGAACUGUGGAGGAGUUAUUUGUUAAUAAUAAGAUACAGAUACUAAUCACCACGGCAACUUUGGCAUGGGGCGUUAAUUUCCCCGCUCAUCUGGUAGUGAUAAAGGGCACAGAGUAUUACGACGGCAAGCUGAAGCGUUACGUGGACAUGCCAAUAACGGAUGUUCUACAAAUGAUGGGACGCGCUGGCAGACCGCAGUUCGAUGACUCCGGAGUGGCGGUGGUUCUCGUGCAUGAUUUAAAAAAGAGUUUCUACAAGAAGUUUCUGUACGAACCAUUCCCCGUGGAAUCUAAUCUAAUGAAAGUAUUGCCCGACCAUAUUAAUGCUGAAAUUGUCGCUGGGACUAUCAAGAGUAAACAAGAAUUUCUCGAUUACUUAACGUGGACAUACUAUUUCCGAAGAUUGAUGAAGAAUCCGAAAUAUUACGAUCUGGAUGUCCUAGAACCUGAUUGUAUCAAUGAAUAUCUCUCAAAGUUGGUAGAGAUGACGGUAAAGUCGCUAACGGAUUCGCAUUGCAUUGAUUACGACGAGGACGAACACGCUUUAGUCUCAUUGCCAAUGGGAAAGAUAGCGUCGUUUUAUUAUUUAUCAUAUAAUACAAUGCUGAUGUUUACGCAAUCGCUAAAUGAAAACUUGACCUUGGAUCAAUAUUUAUAUAUACUUUGCAACUCGUACGAAUAUAACGAAUUACCUGUGAGGCAUAAUGAGGAAUUAUUAAAUGAGGAAUUGGCGAAGCUGUGUCGUUACUCCGUGGAUCAGUAUACCUAUGAUUCUCCGCACACAAAAGCGUUUCUUAUGUUGCAAGCACACUUCUCAAGGUUGCCAUUACCGUGUACGGAUUAUAACACUGAUUUGAAAUCAGUGCUCGAUCAAGCAAUCAGAAUAAUACAGGCGAUGAUCGACACGGUCGCGGAACGUGGCUGGUUAACGAGCACUUUGAGGAUAAUACAACUAUUUCAAAUGAUCAUUCAGGCACGAUGGAUAGACGAGUCUGCAAUCACGACGUUACCACAUAUAAGGAAGGAAGACUUGCAAUUGUUUUCAUCAUUAUCAAUGGCUCUCCCCAAGUUGUGCUCUAUCACGUAUAAUAAUUAUGACAGACUCGCAAAGGUUUUGCGCAGAGAAUAUUCGGAAGAACAAAUACGCGAGAUACAUCAAGUAAUUAAAGAUAUGCCGAUGAUAUCCGUUGAUUUGAUGCUGGAAAGUCCUUGGGAUAACGACACUGAAAAACAAAAGAUAAUAUUGAAGCAGAAUAAUGUCGAUCCUGUUAUUGUUCGACCGAAUGAAGAAUAUACGUUAAUCGUUGGACUAAAAAGGAUAAAUAAUUCCAAAACUUUGAAAGCGCACUGUCCAAUGUUUUUAAAGGGAAAGGACGAAAGUUGGUUUUUGGUAUUAGGCGAUAUUCAGAACAAAGAAUUGUGGGCUCUAAAGAGAGUAUCUGGAAUAAAUAGUCAGCAAAGAUAUCACCAAUUACAAUUUACUGCACCUAAUAAUUUGGGAAUAACGAAACUAACUUUCUACUUGAUUUCUGAUUGUUACAUGGGAUUGGAUGAACAAUACAAUAUUUAUUUAAACGUAACAUGCUAAAAAUUUAAUAAUAAUCGAACACUUAAGACUGAACAAAACACGGGUGAUAUUGUGUUCAAUUAUUACAAAUCUUUUUAUAUUGAUAAUAUAAGGACAUAGAAUGAAGAAAAAAAUAUAAAACUUUGUUAAUAUGUAUAUUGAAGUAGCGUGAAAAGGGUAAGCUGUAGGUAUGUGCAAAAUGUAAUUAAGGCAUAUAUUUAAGCAAGUUAUGUAUUUAGAAACACGUGUAUAUUUUUUCUUGCAUAAUUUUAUUACACGUCUAUGAAACAAUAUAUAGGUAUAGAUUAUA